Molecule: messenger RNA, 2738 nt
Organism: Gymnodraco acuticeps
Lineage: Eukaryota; Metazoa; Chordata; Actinopteri; Perciformes; Bathydraconidae
Product: ankyrin repeat domain-containing protein 33B-like
Exons: 5
Coding region: 752-2320 (522 amino acids)
Molecular function (GO): protein binding
Source: RefSeq, a predicted model, not a curated record
UCAAAGGGAGGGGAACACAAUAAAUCAGCUAGAGCUAGAGAGAGAGAGCGACUAAAAGGAUUAUCAUGCAUUAGUUCAAGAGAAUAUCUCUGUCAUCCCAUUGCCAGCUGUCGUCUAAGAAGGCUCAAUGUUUCUCCACAGGGUAACACAAUUAAUUGCUCUUCGUUGUGACUGUUUCCAACCAAGACAUCUGCUCUUUUUUACUUACCAGUGGACUACUUGAAUUUAAACUUCUCAACAAGACUGCAAGAAUACAGGCUGCCUGUCUGGGUAGUGAAGCCAUGAUUAAAAGCUUUGACAUACAAGGUUUUGGGUUCAAUGCGAAGUGUCACAUGGAAAUGGGCAGUGACUCUUCAACAUCUUGUAACUUGUCGAAAUUAUCAUUUGGAAAUACCGAUCUUCAUUGGAAAUGAGUGACUACUUCAGAUCAAGCAUAUGAACAAACCUUCGUUGAUGACAUUCUCUUGUGGAGUUCUAGAUCUUCUUUAACUGGAUGGUAUCCUGAGGAGAUUUAUCCGAAAAUGUUGGAAGAUUAGCAUGAGUGAUGAUCUUAUGCCUCCCCUGUGAUCUCCAAUGAACCCCUGUCUCUUGGAAAACCUGACUGAGAUGGAAACAGUUGGAGGUCAAUAGCCUGGCAGCAAUCAAUAUUCUAUCGGGUAUGUUAAGACAACUACUUCAUCAGGCCAAUGGACAUGAACUCUAGGUCGUCAGCCCUAGAAUUUAAAGUGUGUUGGGGCCGGGUAGGUUUUAAAUGGUGUUAAUAACAGAGGAACUUAGUGAAGUUUCAAAGAUUCAGGAGAAUGGAGUUUCCGGAGGCAUCAGACUUGGUGAGAUUCCGUUCAGAACUGAUAAAGGGGCUAUGGAUAUACCUUCAAUGCCCAUCACCACUAUUGAUGAAAUUGGGGAAGAGAGUGAUGUGUCAGUAGAGGAAUGUAACGAGGAUCCUGAAGCGGAUUUUACGCGAAACUAUUGGGAGGAUGAGGAUGAGAUCUACCAGGAGUUUGAGGAGUUGGACUUUGAUUCCCUCCCGGAUCACUCGGACACACACAGUGUUGCCUCAGACGAUUCUUUCUAUCCUCCAGACAGUCCAUUUCAGACUGACCGCCCCCCGAGCCCUGACAGCCCCGAGCCUAUUUCAUUCUAUAAGGCCUGCUGCAACAACAACUCCAUCAUAGUCAAGAUUAUGAUCAGACAAGGAGUGACCGAAGAGGAAGUGAAAGAGACGGAUCAUAACAAAAGAUCUGGUCUGAUUGUUGCGUGCUACCUUGGCUACAUGGAAAUUGUCAUCGCCCUGUCCCAGUGCCCCUAUCUGGACAUUAACUGGCAGGACAACGAGGGCAACACCGCUCUCAUUACUGCAGCACAAGCAGGUUAUUGGUACAUCGCAAACUACCUGCUCAAUUACUUUCCAGGGAUGGACAUGGAGAGGAGGAACUGUCACGGUUUCACAGCGCUGAUGAAGGCUGCCAUGCAGGGCCGGGCCGAGUGUGUCAGGACUCUCAUGCUGUCUGGAGGCGAUAUUCAGGCUCGGGACAAUGGCCGCCAGUUGACACCCAGGGAGUGGGCUCUCUUCACCGGUCGAUAUGAGACGGCCUAUCUGAUGCAACGGCUGAUAGCAAGGCCCUGUGCUGAGCAGUUCUGUGACUCCUUCUCCCUGGAGUGGCCCAUGUUGGAGGAGCGGGCGGCCCAGUCCGAGGAGCCGAAGUCCUGCAAGAAGCGGUUGAUGGUCUUAUUUUCGUGCUGCCCUUAUAGGUUUUACAUUAAUAAUAAGGUAGACCCUGUCGAUGAUGGAGUUUUUGAGCACAUGGUCCAGGUCACCACCAGCAUCUGCUCUCCGGUCAUGGCCACAGCUUGUCACACGGUGUGUCCAGGCAGCCCCCCGUGUCUCGGGAAGCGUCGUCAGGCCGUGCAGGAGAUCCUGCGGAAGCAACGGGUUUCUGAGCUGAAGCGCAUGGGCCCGGAACGACUGAACAACUACAAGACAUUUUUCCAGAACUCCAAGGUCCUUCUUAUUCCCAAAGUGCUGGAUCGGAGGGCCAGCCUGCAGCCUCUGCUAAAUGACGUGGCCACGUUGGCCAUGAGGCGAGCGAGCCUCCUGCCUCUGCAUCUGCUGAGGAGGAACAGUGUGCGGCCAGGCAUGGUGGUGCCAAAAUUGAGGCUCUGCAAAUCCCCGUCUUCAAGCUACUUACCCGAAAUACUCAAACGGAGAAGCAACCACAACCAGCUACAGAUCCCCAAGUGGAACUACAAGAUGAAGAGAAUAGAGAGGAGGCAGGAGGAGGAGAGGCAAAAACUGUUACCUCAGAUAAGGAGGAGAUGAGGGAAAUGGGAGUACUGGUGUCUUGUUCGAAAACCCUGACAAUACUUUACGCAGUUCUAGGAAAACCUGAAUGAAGAAAGGAUUCCGUUGAUGUAAAUAUAACUGAAAAGGUUCAAUAUGGGUUUCUCACCAUUGUUGGAGUUGUUGCCUUGUUUCCUAUUUAGUUCAAACUAUGUAUUUGUGAGGCAUUAUUAACAUUUGGUGCUAUGUGGGAGAUACAGGAUUUCAGGGGGAGACAAAUCCACAUGCAGUAUAGUAUGUGUUACUCUUGACAGUGUGUUAGGGCGAUUAUAGGCUAAAACGAUAUUUAAAAAAAUACAGAGCUGGGGAAGGGGGGGUUAAGUGAACAUAUGGUUGCUUGACAAGUAUCCCAACUAAUUAUGAUUUCUUUGUAAACGUCUGAGUUUUCCUCCCCUCA